Molecule: messenger RNA, 11659 nt
Organism: Ooceraea biroi (clonal raider ant)
Lineage: Eukaryota; Metazoa; Arthropoda; Insecta; Hymenoptera; Formicidae
Gene: Nf1
Product: neurofibromin 1
Biological process (GO): regulation of GTPase activity
Source: RefSeq, a predicted model, not a curated record
AGAGUAAUUAUAGAAACUCAAUAUUCUUGUCGCAUCCCCUUUAUUCCAGAUAAUUCCUACAUCAUAUUUUCUCAACACUUUUGGCUUUUAGAAGUUGAAGGAGAUUUUUUUUAAACGGAGAACUUUGCGUUACAAGAGACUUUGAUUGAGCCGUUCCUGAGCUCGUGUCGCGCGAUUGGUGCGUCGACGGGGCACGCGGGUGAUUUCGACCGCUCGAUCAUCUCCGUGUACCCUACCACCGCAAGUGCCCCUCCCAUCGGGGGCGAUUCUCGGAUCCACGGUGGUGGUCGGUCAGUCGACGUUCAUAAAUGGUGACGUAAAGUUACAGCUCGUAGCGAGCUGGCGAUUCGUGGUACGUGGUAACGGCCUGUCAGUGAAUCUCGGACGGAGAUGGGAACGCAAAAGCCCGGAGAAUGGGCGAACUUGGUGCUCGCACGUUUCGAGGAUCAGCUGCCGUGUCGUUCCGGUCUCGAAAGUCCUCACUCUCAGGUGAACGGCAAGAGGAGCAAGAAAUGCUUGAUAGAGAUCUCGCGCUACCGUUUCUCCCUCGUUAUAUCCGGCCUCACGAAGAUACUGCAGCGCGUCAAUGAGCUGACACCGAGCACAAGUGGCCAGCGGCCGUUCCACACCAUGGAUCAAGAUCGACAAGAGUCCAUCAUUAUUGUUCUGGAAACACUGGAAAAGUGCCUGGCGAACACACCGAAGGAUACAACGAAAUUCGAGGAAGCUAUGAACGUAAAAUUGCUGCUUCGGGAAAUAUGCCAGUUCAUAGGCAUACCGUACGACAAUCCGCAGACUAAAAUGAUCAAAGAUCUGGCGAGCAAGGUGCUGUUCGCCCUGAGCCUAAAUUUCUUCAAUGCGGUCUUCAAUCGGAUAUCGGCCAGGCUUCAGGAACUCUCCAACAGCGGCGAUGAGAAUCCGGAUUGCAGUGACAUCGAGUUGAUGCAGUACAUCAAUGUUGAUGUGCACAGGCUGAUCAGGCUGCUGAAUGAAACGAUACAGAAAGUCCGGCAACUGAAGAAAUCGGCGCACCUCGUUCUCAUGAACUCUCUGGAGAAGGCGAUCUGGAAUUGGAUGGACACCUAUCCCCAGGAGUUUGCCGAUCUGCAAAAGCAACCCAACGAAGAUCUCAGCAAGCUGUGCGAGGAGCUGUUCGAUUUUCUCGACACGUUCGUCGAUAAAAAGAGUCGCGCCGCGGUGGUGUGGCCGUUGCAGAUGAUGCUGCUGGUACUCUCGCCCAAGGUGCUGAACGAGAUCGUGAACGCCGACACCGGGCCGCCUGGUUCGCCACGUUACUCCAAGAAGAAACAUUUCAUCGACAGCGUGAAGCGAAGUCUAAUGCACGGCAGCUCUUCCAGUAGACAGCUGACCGAGGCCGCGGUGGUCACGUGCGUCAAACUUACCAAAGCGGCCACGUACAUCAGCAACACGGAAUCCAACAGCAGUGUAGUUUUAAUUUUGGUGCGGCAGGUGCAGGAUGAUCUGAUGACACUGCUCUUCAAUCCAUCGAAACCAUCCUCCCGUGGGCAGAGUUACAAUGCACAAGAGGUCGAUCUGAUGAUUGACUUUUUUGUCAGCUGCUUCCGUAUCAAUCCGCACAACAACGAAAUUUUCAAGUUCUGUCUGAAUGUCAACUACCCGUCGAUAUACCAGUUCGUUCUGGUCAGCUCGUUGUACAAAAUCUUUACGGAGGCGAGAUUGUCGUGGUGGCCGGAGAUCAGCCUCGUAAAUUCAUACGGCACGGAGCUCAGGAACAUGUUCACCGACACCCUGAACAAAGUGACGCAGAGCUACAUAUGGUAUACGCCUCUACGCAUGAUUCACAACUUUGCGCUCAAACCUAAAGAGGAGAUGGCCAACGCGAAGAACUUGUUGCUGGUGAUGGUGCGACUCAUUCACGUGGAUCCCAUGUUGAUGUUGCACAGUUACGGCACAGCUGGUCAUGAGAUGCAAAAGUCCACGUUAGAGCUGAUUAAUGGACUCGUCUCAUUAGUCCAUCAGCCCACGAUGCCGGACAUUGCCCACGAGGCGAUGGAGGCUUUGUUGGUGCUGCAUCACCCGGACAAAGUCAAAGCGUGGAAUCCGGAAGCACCACUGGUCACUUUCUGGGACGUUAGCUCGCAAGUUGUCUUCUCGAUCUCGCAGAAAUUGAUUCAACAUCAGAUUUUCAACUACACGACCAUACUUAAGUGGCUUCGCAAGAUAUUGAGCUGCAGAAAUGCCUUUCUUUUUCAAUAUAAAGAUUACGCGAAUUUGGACAGUCAAAUCGCGAUUAGUAAAGAAGCUCAUAUUAAACUUGAGGUCGUGUGCUUGAUAUAUCUAUGGAGUAUAGACAUGGAAGCUGUUUUAGUAUCCCUGUCUUGCUUUGCGCUACUGUGCGAAGAGGCUGAAAUUCUUUGUGGCAGCGACGAGGUAGCAGUGACUUCCCUGCUUCCAAAUUAUCAGUUGUAUUUAGAAUUGGCGCAGGCUUCAAACGUGUUGAUCUCCGCCCACGGGGAGAGUAAGCUAUGUUAUCAGGAGUAUAAUCAGGGACGUGCCGUGUUGCAAAAGAGAAUAUUGUCCUUACUGAGAAAGAUAGAACAUUGCGUGAACGGUAUACUGCCUGCUUGGGAAGAGACAUUUAGGAAUUGGGAAGCAGUCUCGCGGCAGCUGUCCAAUUAUCCCAAAACCAAAACCGAGGACGCACAAGUGGAGUCGUUUUGCCGUAGUACUGGAAAGAGGAAAGCGGCGCAUCAGAAUUCGGAGCACGAAGUGGAAGAACAAAUUAACGAGUGGGCGAACAUGACAGGGUUUCUUUGUUCCUUGGGCGGAGUAUGCCUGCAGCGCCGUUCGCCCAACAGACCACCGUGCAGCGUGCCCUUCAAUCCCGAGCCUAAAAAGGGUUCGGCGAAGCAGCAAGAGUCUGUCUCAGGUUUAACGAACGCCAGCCAAGAAAUGCAAUAUUGCCCGGUAACGCAGUUUGUGUUCAAUCUGUUACGAUUGUUGAUUUGCAAUAAUGAGAAACUAGGCAAUCAAAUUCAAAAACACGUGAAGGAGUUGGUGGGGCACGAGAUGAGCCCUGCCUUGUAUCCGAUACUGUUCGAUCAGAUUAAAAACAUCGUGGAGAAGUUCUUCGAUCCCCGCGGAGUGGUGAUAUCGGACUCGAACACGCAGUUCAUCGAACACAGCAUAUUUAUCAUGAAGAACAUCCUCGACUCGAAGACGGAUCAGCCGUCGGAAUAUCUCGGUAUGACCAGCAUCGAAGGAGUGAUGCUGGCGAUCGUCAGAUAUAUCAGGCAUUUGGACAUGACGGUGCACUCGAUCUGUAUUAAAAUCAAAUUGUGUCAGCUGGUUGAGGCGAUGAUGAAGAGACGAGACGACCUAGCGUUCAGGCAAGAGUUGAAAUUUCGCAACAAAUUGGUCGAAUAUUUAACCGAGUGGGCAAUGUGUACAGCUGGUAAAGAGAAUCUCUCAAGAAUUUCCAACGAUAUUAUAGCUUACAUUGGGGAUCUAGAUCAAGCGUGCAUGGAGGCAGUAGAAGCGCUGUUGCGCGGACUUCCUCUUCAGCCUGAGGAUUCCGAUCGUGCCGACUUGAUGGAAGCGAAAUCCGAGCUGUUCUCGAAAUAUUUCACGCUCUUUUUGAAAUUCAUAGAUCACUGUAAAGAAGUGCCGUCGUCUGAGAACACGGAUGACGUGUCUAGGCAAUCGUCUAGUUUAGCGACUAACAAGUUAGCUACCUUGCGCAACACUACCAUUCAAGCCAUGAGCAAUCUGCUCAGUGCGAAUGUAGACAGCGGUUUGAGGCACUCGAUACAUUUAGGAUACAAUGCGGAUCUCCAGACGCGAACCGCGUUUAUGGAAGUGCUGACGAAGAUCCUUCAACAAGGAACGGAAUUCGAUACCCUAGCCGAGACUGCCUUAGCGGAUAGAUACGAGCAAUUAGUUCAACUUGUUACGAUGAUUAGCGAUAAGGGCGAGUUACCUAUCGCCAUGGCGCUGGCCAAUGUAAUAACGUCGAAUCAAAUGGACGAGCUGGCUCGUGUUUUUGUAACACUGUUCGAUGCGAAGCAUUUGUUGUCGCCCCUCUUGUGGAAUAUGCUGUAUCGAGAAGUUGAGCUAACUGAUUGCAUACAAACCCUUUUUCGUGGCAAUACUCUGGGAAGCAAAAUCAUGUCCUUUUGCUAUAAAAUUUAUGGCGCCAGCUACUUGCAAAACCUGCUCGAGCCUCUCAUUGAGCCGUUGCUGGACGAGCCAACGAUUAGUUUCGAAGUAGAUAGCGCGAGGAUUGAUCCUAGCGAAAAUAUCGAGCAAAACGGCAGCAAAUUGAUCUUGUUAACGCAAGAGGUGUUUGACGCCAUAAUUUCGUCAGCUGAUAAAUUUCCACCGCAGCUGCGUUCGAUGUGUCAUUGCUUGUAUCAAGUGUUGUGCAAACGAUUUCCGCAAUCCCCGCAGAACAACAUUGUAGCCGUAGGAACAGUGAUAUUCCUGCGUUUCAUCAACCCGGCGAUUGUCUCGCCCCAGGAAAUGGGUAUCGUGAACAAACAAGUACCAUAUCAGGUCAAGCGGGGUCUCAUGCUCAUGUCGAAAAUACUACAGAACAUUGCCAAUCACGUAGAGUUCAGCAAGGAGCAGCACAUGUUACCCUUCAACGACUUUGUGAGAAGUCACUUCGAGAUCGGCCGGCGAUUCAUCAUACAAAUAGCAUCGGAUUGCGAAACGCUCGACCAAACCAGCCAUCCUCUGUCGUUCGUUUCGGACGCCAAUGUCUUGGCUUUGCACAGGCUGUUAUGGAAUCAUCAGGAAAAAAUCGGGGACUACCUCAGUAGCAGCAGAGACCAUAAAGCUGUCGGGAGAAGACCUUUCGAUAAAAUGGCUACGUUGCUAGCGCACCUUGGCCCACCCAAGUACAAGCCAGUGGAUUCUCACUCAUUCUUCUCGUCUUCUUUCAUUCGCAUGUCACGAUGGGCGAACAAGGAAAUGUCGUCGACCAAUUUCGAGGAUAUCAUGAUGAAGCACAAUAUGCACGAGAGAGAAGAAUUUAAAAAUAUACAGACUAUGAAUAUUUUUUAUCAAGCAGGCACGAGCAAGCAAGGCUAUCCAGUAUUCUAUUACAUUGCACGAAGGUUCAGAUUCAACGAAACAGAUGGCGAUAUGCUAAUCUAUCAUGUAAUUCUCACUUUAAAGCCCUUUUUCUAUUCUUCCUACGACGUAGUGAUCGAUCUCACCCAUGCACGUUCGGAUAAUCAGUUUAAAACGGAACUCUUGCAAAAGUGGUUUUACGUUCUGCCGAAGGCGGCCUACGAUAAUCUGCACGCGGUAUACAUCUAUAAUUGUAAUAGUUGGGCACGCGAAUACACAAAGUUCCACGAUAGCAUCCUGGCGCCGUUGAAAGGUAGUCGAAAAGUCGUGUUCAUCGAUGGUCAAAGUAAGUUGAACGAUGUGAUUGACGUUGAGCAACAGAAGUUGCCCGGGACAACGUUAUCCCUCGACGAGGACUUGAAGGUUUUCACCGGUGUUUUAAAACUCUCUCAUAAAGAGAUGAAGGUGUCAGUGAAAGUGGGACUGACGACUUUACAGAUAACUUACGCGGACAGGUCAAAAGUGCUGUCGCAGUACGUUCUCCUGAACGAUGUGUAUUACGCGUCCGAAAUAGAGUUCGUUUCUUUACCGGAGGACAGUCAGUUCACGAUAAACGUCGCCAACGAAGCCGAACCGCUGGUCUUUGCGCACAACGAUUGCGACAGUAUCGUGCAAGCUAUACGGCACAUCAAGAAUCGAUGGGACUUGCUGAAGUCGGACUCCAAGUCCGUUUACUCGAAGAUCAGGCCUAAGGACGUACCCGGCACUCUACUGAACAUGGCCUUACUGAAUCUCGGGAGCCCAAAUCCCAAUCUUCGGAUCGCUGCGUACAAUCAUCUGUGCGCUCUCACGGCAACGUUCGGUCUGAAAAUAGAGGGCCAGCUCCUGGAGACGUCCGGUAUUUGCAUACCGUCAAACAACACUAUAUUCAUCAAGCACCUAAGCGAAACUUUGGCGGCGAACGAUCCACAUCUCACACUUGAAUUCCUUAAGGAGUGCAUGCAGGGCUUCAAGCACUCGACCAUCGAACUGAAGCAUUUAUGCCUGGAGUACAUGACGCCGUGGUUGAACAACCUCGUACGAUUUUACAAGCCGCACGAUGAAGGCGGCAAACGACAGAAGCAGGUCACGGAAAUCCUGGACGACCUGAUCACGCUGACUGUCCAGGAAGUUGAGAUGUAUCCGAGCAUACAGGCGAAAAUAUGGAGCACCAUCGGCAUGCUGCCCGAACUGAUAGACGUUGUUCUCGACAUUUUCCUGCAACGAAGCGCGCGAUACGGCUUGGGCUCGCAGAUGGCUGAAAUCAUGGCGGACACCGCGGUUGCCCUGGCGUCUGGCAAUGUGCAGUUAGUGGCCAAGAAAUUGAUCAGUAAAGUAUGUCGAAUAGUGGACAAGACUUGCAUGUCGCCAACAUCUCUGUUAGAACAGCACAUAAUGUGGAGCGACAUCGCGAUUCUGGCAAGGUAUCUCCUGAUGCUUUCCUUCAACAACUGUCUGGACGUGGGAAAGCACUUGCCGUACAUUUUUCACACAGUGACACUGCUUGUGUGCUCCGGCAGCUUGACAAUGCGAGCGUCCAUUCAUUGCUUGGUGAUCAACAGUAUUCACUCGUUGUGCACGUGUAGCUCGCCUUCGUUCUCUGAAGAUACACACAGGAUACUACGGAUGAGUCUCGAAGAAUUCUCAUUACCGAAAUUUUAUUUGCUCUUUGGCAUCAGCAAAGUGAAGUCCGCUGCCGAUACAGCUUUCUACAAGCAUCCAAAGUCUAACGACAAGGACAAGGAGAAAGGCGAGAACGAAACGAAAAUGACAAGCGAGAAGUGGCUCAGCAAUGAGCGGAACGUGCCGGGAACGCAGGACAGAGAGAAACUUUAUUUGACCAGCUUGGAAGUCAUAACUGACGCCCUUUUAGAGAUCAUGGAGACUUGCAUGAGAGACAUUCCGAAUUGCGACUGGUUGAAAACGUGGACUUUGUUAGCGAAAAACUUUGCGUUCUGCCUCAAUCCGGCUCUACAACCGAGGGCGCUUAUCGUUUUCGGGUGUAUCAGUAAGAGCAUAACGGAUCAAGACAUGACGCAGCUACUGAAGAUACUGGUGCAAGCACUUGAAAGUUUUAACGACGUUACGCUUUUGGAAGCUAUUAUUAUGUGCUUAACGCGAUUGCAGCCUCUUCUGAGACCUGAAUCGCCAAUACAUAAGUACUUAUUCUGGGUUGCCAUAUCCGUGCUCGAAUUAGACGAAGCGUCGCUGUACGCAUCCGGUCUGGCUCUUCUUGAGCAGAACUUGCAUACGCUCGACUCACAGGGUACUUUUGACGAGAAGACAUUGGAACACGUGAUGAUGUCGACGCGCGAACCUCUAGAAUGCCAAUUUAAACAAUUGGAUCACGCUGUCGGCUUGUCGUUUAGAUCCAACUUCCAUUUCGCGUUAGUCGGUCAUCUCUUGAAAGGCUACAGGCAUCCUACACCGACUACGGUUACCAGAACAGUCAGGGUAUUGACUAUGCUACUGACGAUCGUGGCCAAGCCUUCCAAAAAGGAUAAAUUCGAAGUGACGCCUGAAAGUGUUCCUUACUUGACCGCGUUGGUGGCUGUAUCGGAAGAGGUCCGUAACAGGUGUCACGUCCGACAUUCCCUCGACAGAAGCUCGCACGAUCUAUCAGGCAGUGCGGAAAUUUUUGAUACCUUGCCAUCGCGCAGUACUGAUGUAUCUGGAACGUCUAAUCCUACGAAUAGAAGACAGAAGACUUGGGAUCUGCUGGACCAGACAGCGCUCACUCAAGCGAAACAACAAAAACAACAGCAAUCUGCACAGAACGGCCGGCUUUUAUUUAAAUCGCAGCGAUCCUUGAGCGUACCGAGCACGAAGGAAGACAAGUCGACGGACGAACACACGGAACAACAGACAGAUCGUAGCGCUAGGGUGAGCCUGAGCAACGAGAAUAAUGUUCUACUCGAUCCGGAAAUGUUAACUGACUUUUCGACGCAAACUCUGGUACUGACUAUGUUGGCUACUUUGGUGAAGUAUUCCGUCAACGAGAACGAAACGCGAAUCCUUUACGAGUACCUGGCAGAAGCAACUACGGUUUUUCCAAAGGUGUUUCCAGUCGUACAUAACUUGCUCGAUGCAAAGAUCAACAGCGUAUUGUGUUCCUGUCACGAUCAAGCGAUACUGAACGCCGUUCAAACCAUCAUACAGAAUAUGAUAGCCUGCGAAGACGCGAAUCAGCAACAUCAUUUGCAGCAUUAUUUGCAAAGCUGCGGCUUUCGCGGUCUCUGGAGGUUCGCGGGACCUUAUACGAAUUCCAAUAGUACACCCGAAAAUGCCGAAUUGUUCGUGAACUGCCUGGAGGCGAUGGUGGAAAUGUUGACGGUUCCGGAAUGCAACAGCAAAGAGAUAGCUGCCGGAAAAGACAAGCGCAUGAUUUGCAAUUGUCAGUCGGAUUCUGUCGGAUCUGCAAAAGCAAGGCCAUCCACCAUCAGAAUAAUCCACGAGCACUCUCGUACGUCAUCAGAGAUCGACGCUGUCUCCGUUCACGUCGAUCGUAGCAUGGACAGUAAACGAGAUGACUCGGUUGAUGCGAAUCAAACGGAGGACACAAAUGAUGGUGAUGGUGAUAGUGGCGAUCCGCAACCUUAGCAAUUAAUUUAUAACACUGACAAACAAUGCGACAAGAGUGCGCGCAAAGGACGAACUAUUCGAAAGUUGCAACGGCAGAUGAGAACACAUACGUUUAUCCCGUGUCAUUGUUGUAACGUGUCCAGUCAGCUUAGUGCAAUGCCGUCCACAUCGCGAUAACGAGCCUACAGAAAUGGAAGUCAACGAAAACUACACUUCUGUAGAAUUUUAUUUUAUCAGCGACAUGCUUUGACUCGUUAUUUUCAAGCUUCAGAACGUUCGUUUUUGUCAAUCGUGCAAAACCCCUUAUUUUAGUUUGAGUUUAGUUAGUACAGCAACAAGAUUUCAGUAUUUACAACGAAAAUUUAAAAAGCUCGAAUUGCGUAUAUCGUAAAAUAUCGGAUUUGCAACGCGUGAUCUAGGUAUACAUCACGUGGUUAGCAAUCGACGAAAAAUAAUUUACGGUAUGCGUAGUCAGUCUUAUAAAGAUUCAUACCAGCAACGAGUAUUCUACGUUCGAUAUUUUCGCAGCAAUGACGCGUUGUUUCAACGAUCGACACUAUCCAGAAUCGCAAUACGUACAUAUAGAAUUAUUAGAACCCGAAUUAUUACGCCCGUAGGGGAUCAACAAGAGAAUACGAAAAAUAAAACUUAAUAAUAAACAUCUUCACCAUUCUUUUAUCGUGAAAGAGUGUUGCGUCAUCUAUCGCGCGAUUUAUUUCUGAGCAAUCAAUUGUAAAAUAUAAAUUACUACAUAUUAAUAGCACUCACCCUCUGUUGAUCCCCUGCGGGCUGGAAAUAUGGUUGCGCAAGGUAACUUCUUACGCAGAAACCGUUGCUCCCUCUUGUCUGCCGUUGCGCGUAAGUUUCAACAAUGCAAAGAUGAUCUGGACCAGCGGCGCCUUUCGUCUUAAGGCGUUAGAAGCCCCAGGGUGAAUUAUUUGUAGAGUCCUAUUAAGCGAAACACCAAUAUAACUGUAUAAUGUCUACUACUUGUUAAAGUACAAAGCGAGACCAAGUGUUAUUUUCUUUAUGUCGUAACGUACGCCGGGACGUUUUAGUAAUAAGCGAAAGGGGAAAAGGAGAAGAGCGCGAAGAAUGUAAAAAUCCGGUAAAUCCCGUAUUCGUGGGAGGAUCGCGUUAAGCUACGCGCGUUGCUUGUAUCGCAAGUACUAUCCGCGCGUCCUCGUUUAUUUCAUCAUGUCAUUUAUUUAUUUUCAUAAAUAAAUACGUUAAUAUAGAUAAACAUACGUAAAUAAAUAAAUACGCGAAUGUAACAUGUAUAAAUAAUGUAAGUCAAAUAUAAGAUUGAGAAUGCGGAUCUGCGACGCGAGCGUGAAUGCUGUUCUCGUAUAUGUAUAUGAUUAUACGCGGAAUGAACAGCGGCUUCUCAACGGCACUAGAGUGCCCAUUAGGAAUGCGAGAGAUACAUGGUUUGUACAUAGUACGUUAUGUGUACGUUUUACAAAAAGAGCUGUAUGUACAAUCGCUGCGAAUUUCUAAGUUGGUUCUAUCGUCUGCAAUUUUGCAAACGCAGACUGUUGGAACGAUGCGUUCGAAACGGGAAAGCGAUGGACUGCACGAUGCGUUGCUUCCUUAUACGUAGGGCUUCUUUCGAGCUUGUACUUAACAAAAAACAAUCGAUGAAUUCGCACUCAAAUCAAGCUUCGAGCUUUGAUUUCGUUGAACGUCUGUAUGCAUUAGUCGUGAUAUUUUGAUGUCAGGAGGCUCGAAAUAAUUUUUUAUGAUGUUUCUUGUAUAAACAUGUGUAGCACGCGCGAUUUUAUACUUGUUAAAUUUUUACUAGCGGACUUCCGGCGAGGAAGAAGGUGUGCAUAUAAUGUAUCGGCUAUUAAAUUGAUGGUUUAUCCAGUAUUAAGUAACGAUUCGUUGAUAAUUCGGUGAUUUCAUUCGCGCAGUUCGCGGAAUUGUUAAGUGUAUCCGUAGCUGUCGCGUUACUCGCGCGUCUCGUUGUCUUUUACCAAAGCUGUAAAUCGUCCCUAGGCUGCGUUAGGUAAGGCGAUUAAUUAAGUGAUCAUUAUGUAUAAUUGAGGGGAAAUAGGCCGUAAUCGUAACAGCUGCUUAAACAUGUAUGUAUAUGUACGUAUCCGGAUAUGACGUAUCCGUCGUCAUCAGCUCGGCAUGUUUUAUCCUCCGUGUUCUCGCAAUACUCGUAUUCCUAGAGUGUAAUUAUACGAUUUGUGCGAGUUGUAAAUACCAAGUGCUAGCGUGUAAAGAUUUUGGUGAGCGUGUACGUACGAAUGUCGCGGAUGUGUAACGAAAAUUACAGGAACGCCCGCACAUUUUUGUAGUUUAUCAACUACGAAUGGAAAAAAAACAAGUUACCGGUCUUUUCAAUCCGAAAUCCUCAUCUUGUGUGUGUGUAUGUGUGCGCACUUUGAAACCAUACACAUACUAAGAAUAGACUCCCUACCUUUCCCAUGUAGAGAAAAUGUACAAACUUUAGAAAGAGACAACAUGCUUUGGGUUUCAUUCUCAUUCAGAAAAAGAGAGAGAGAAUGCCGACCCGCAAAGCAUGUUAUCUCUUUCUAAAGUUUGUCAAUUUUUCAGCCGAACGCGCAGUCUAUUCUUACUAUGCUGUGUUUGAAACACGUGCCAAACACGUUCGCCAUCGUCGAUAUACAAUACUUUCUACGAUCGAUUAAAGUACGGGACGUGCGAUAUGAUAUUACGUGCACGUGUGCGAGAGCGAGGAGCACGUACGUGUGUAUGUGUAUAUGCAAGCAGUGCAGUAUACAUCUAUAAGGGAUGUCUAUGUAGCAGAUCGUGAUAUACGCAUAGUUAAAUGUACAAUACCAUAGCUCUGCGGACACUCGAUCCGUGCGAUCGACGUCGAGCAUUAUUUUUCUCUCGAUCGAAUCUCCUCACGAACCGUGAUUGUCUGGCCUUUCUACGACCUGCAGAGAGACAAUGUUUUAUGUAAAUAUGUCCACGAGAUUAAAAACGCUGUUUGUUAAACUAC